Molecule: messenger RNA, 1260 nt
Organism: Acipenser ruthenus (sterlet)
Lineage: Eukaryota; Metazoa; Chordata; Actinopteri; Acipenseriformes; Acipenseridae
Exons: 5
Coding region: 66-887 (273 amino acids)
Biological process (GO): adaptive immune response
Cellular component (GO): membrane
Molecular function (GO): signaling receptor activity
Source: RefSeq, a predicted model, not a curated record
UAGGAGAAAUAAUUAUCACACAGUCUCCUCUGUCAAUAACAGCUACAGAGGGACAAGAAGUUCGGAUGUUUUGUUCUUGGAAAACACAGGAUGAAGUUCAGCAAAUAAGAGUAGAAUGGUGUAAAGUUAAUCAAUCUAGACAAGAGCUGUUGCAUCCACUCUUCAUGAAUGGAAUCAAGCAUUGUAUAACAGACGAAUCUGCCGAGCUGACAGUUGGCAGUGUCACCCAGAGCGAUGCGGGAUCAUACUACUGCAAAGUAACGGUCGAAAUACCUUCUCUGAGAAGAGGACAGAGUGAAGCAGCGGUGCUAUCAAUACGAGGAAACAAUAGGAAAAGUAAAGGUGAUAAAUUUAAUAAGACAGAUAAAAUAUUUAACAAGGAAGGGGCCAAGCAAAAUAUAACUAUCUCCCAGUUUCCUUUGAGUAUAACCGCUGUAGAGGGGGAAUCGGUUGAGAUACAUUGCUCCUGGGAAGGUGUUGAAGAAGCUGGGCAAAUGCAAGUGGAAUGGGGGAAGGAUGAAAGAACAAUCCUAACUUCGUUCAAAGAGCAGAUGAUAUUGUUUAGAAGCCAAGUCAAUUACUGUACGAAAGCUACUUCUGCUACGAUGACAAUUCACAAGCUCACCAAACAAGAUGCAGGAACGUACUACUGCAGGACAAGAAGAGGGCAAGGUGGUGGAACAGUCCUAUCGGUUCAUGGGAAAACACAGAAAAGUGAAGAUGUUUCCGAUACAGCUUCUGUUUAUGAGUUGACAGCCAUAGUAUACCUGCUGAGAUCUCUUCCCUUUCUGGCUCUUCUGGCUGCAGUUUUCUACUUAACUAGAGGGAAAAAGAAAACAUCAGCUUAUCAACGGGAGGUUUCCAGUCGAAGUUUCACAGAACCAUGAAGAAAAUGAGUCUGCUACAGUAGAUCCCAUCUCAGAAUAGAGGGACAUUCACCCCUGCGUGUAUUUGCUUGUCAAAUUCUAUGGCUGUAGAACAGUUAAGGUUUUUAAAGAUGAGUUCAAGGUGUAGCGUAUUACUGUAAAGUUUAUUACCUUGUAAACCAUGUUGAAAAUAUCAGCUACCUGUUUUAAUUUGUUGUUUUGUUUCCUGGUCUGUAAGAAGUCAGUUUAAAAAAUGACUGUAUUAGAACUAUUGCCUGUUGACACAUAUUUCUAAAAACAUCAGCAUAAAUUAUAAAGACAAUUUGAGCACUUCAGUGUGUAUGGUGCACCAAUGUUCCUUGUUCGUCUGGUUUCCAUGGCAAUGGUUCUACAC